Pygocentrus nattereri (red-bellied piranha) is the source of this 10181-nucleotide messenger RNA. RefSeq names its product A-kinase anchor protein 13 (gene akap13a). Gene Ontology annotation, molecular function: guanyl-nucleotide exchange factor activity. Gene Ontology annotation, cellular component: plasma membrane. Gene Ontology annotation, biological process: regulation of Rho protein signal transduction. The record is from RefSeq and is a predicted model, not a curated record. The transcript has 38 exons. Lineage: Eukaryota; Metazoa; Chordata; Actinopteri; Characiformes; Serrasalmidae. Bases 165 to 7772 code for a protein of 2535 amino acids.
CGUAUUUAGCUUCCAGUAAUAACAGUGGGAUGACCUAACGUGCCAUGCUCUGGGAAUACACAAAGACACUUGAAGGCUUUGAGGGACUUUCUUUAUCAAAUGUUGAGGUGUUGGAUCCAUGAGGUCCAAAAGGAAUUCUGUACUAGAGCUAAGUGUCCAGUGUCAUGAAACUUAAUCCACGUCAGGCUCCAUUAUAUGGCAGUUGUGUGCUAACUGUUCAGCUCAGCGAUGAGGAGCUUUGUCAGGGAGAAGAAGGUAGGGAAUAUGCAGAGUUAUUCCUGGUCUUCACUGGAUCCACUCAGAGGCACCUCAGCAGCACUCGGAGGGUCAGCCAUGACACCCUGCAAGCAGUGUGCCCAGCUCACGAGUGCUGUGAAUCAGUUGUGGUCACCACGUGCUCUGCAGACCUGGGCGGCCUUGUUCGUGAGCUGGCCUCAGAGCGCAUGAGCUUUGUCCAGGACCUGGCCUUUGACAUGGCCCAGUUCCUGGUGGGUGCGGUGGGCCGGGCCGACAUGCUAGAGGACGCUUUGCUGCUGGACGAGCAUCAGAUCCCCCUGCAGGAGUGUGAGAGGAUGGACCAGAAUCUGGCUCUUGCACUCUCUCAUCUCACACUGCCAGCAGGUUGGAGCCUCCUAGGGAACUGCAACGCUCCAGAGCCUCAGGAGACGCUCCUGCACUUUGCUGCUCGCCGUGGGCUCCAGAGAGUCGCCCGUUUCCUCCUACGGCAGCCUGGGGCCCAAGAGGCACUAGCCCUGCCAAACAAACAGGGGGUCACCCCAGCUUGCCUGGCCCAAAGCCGGGGACACAGCGCACUGCUGGAGCUUUUCACGCAGUGGUAUGUUUUGGGCAGGGAGGAGACGAGCACCCAAGAUAGCGCUGAGACAUGUAGACGUAUCUCCUGCAGUGCUGGCGUGGUGGAGCACCACCCGUGUCUGAACACCUACACCCUGUCAGUGGGCACCCAGCCUGGCACUGAGCCACGCAGCCUGCAAGCUGAUUUACAAGACUUUUGCUGUCUGAUCCAUCACAACGCUUAUGACGAGGGAGGAGCUGUACUUCAGCUGCAAUCCGAGUCACCACACACUGUCGGAGAAUGUGCAGACAACCCAGAGACAACACGGGCCUGUUUUGAGCAGCCACAACAUGACUCCCUCGACACCGGAGAGCAAGAGUCCACAUCCCUGUGUGUGAAAGGAAACAAAAACGAGCACGGCGGCUGCUGCCCAGGUCCACUUCAGCAUGGUGAUCCUGCACCUCCCUCGGACAAUAGCAACAGUGACGAGAAACGGGUGUGUGCUUGUGAAAACACUGAGGGAGAUUACGGAGUGCAAGCAGAAAGUGCAGCUGCUUGCGUAGAAGGCUCGAGGAAGGAGGGAGAUAGUGGUGACUGCUUACAGAGCACAUUUGGGGGGAAAAGCGCAGCCCAACAAACCUCAUCCUGUGGAAAGGAGGGAGAGGAAACUGAUAGAGCUAAGGACUUGAUCUGUGAGGCACAGGGCACAGCUGAGGGGCCUAAAAGGGAGGUCCAGGCAGAGGACUGCAACUCUGGGAGGCCAGACCAGGACCAGCUUCUGGAGAAAGAUCUAUUAGAACACAAAGCUGCAGCAGCUGGAGAUAUGGGAAUCACUCAAUCUUUGGACACACCUGAAAGUUCUGAUGUGGAGUCGGGUUCACAAGGGCCAGAAAGCGAUGAUGAAAAAGAGGUGGAGAACACAGACGUUAGUUCUUUGGAACUGGAAGAGAAGGCCAAGGGGCUGGUGGACUUAAUUCCAGGAGUGGAUCAACCAUUAAAUACCUCACAUGAAAAAGAUGGGCACGAUUCACAUGAGACUGACCUAAGCUCUACACUGCAUUCCUUGGAGGACAGGCAUGAAUCUAAUGCCAGUCAAGUCUCUUGUGAGCAAACAAGCUAUGAACUAGAAAGUGAUGAACAGGAGAAACUUGGACAAGACAAUAUUGAAGGGCAAGAAGAAGAAUCUGUUAGCUUGUGUUCUAACACCGAAAGAGAAAUCAGUCAAGAACAAGCUGAAGCAACUUGUCACCAUGGAGAUACAUCUAAAGGCACUUCAGAAGGCCGAUGCCUAGAGAAUGAGACACUUGAAAAGAUUCGGGCUUCCUUAGAAGCAGAGACUAAUGAAGGUGAAGGAAUGUGUAAUUCAAGUGGUGCAUCGCCAGUGACACUUGACGAUGUCUCCAUCGACUCUCACUUGCCUGAGCAAGAAACAGAAACAGGCAGUGAAGAAUCACGAGCCACAGGGCAACAAGACCCAGCGGAGGUAAGCAGAGCAGCAGCAGGAUGUGAGAGUGAGGGACAAAGGUUGGGAAGCUCCGGUGAUGUCUCACAGCCUAAAUUCGACAUAGAGCCUGAGUCUCCCACACCAACCAGUGAAGACACCUUAGAACCUGAGGAAGGCUGUACCACCACGAGAGUUUCUUGCAGUGAGCAGCAAGGAACUCCACAACCAGAAACCCCUAAAGAUACCCUGUUGUCACAGGUCUUAGAGAUAGCUUCAGAAGACACAGAGAACAAAAGUUCUUUAAGGACUAGUCAUUGUUUUGAAGACAGGAUAGAAGAUAUCACCUUGCAAAGUGGAGAUGUUGUGAACCUUUGUCCUCUAGAAAACCCUGAAAGUGUUUCUGAACAAGGAACUGCCUCUCAGAACUCUGGGGUUGACCAAUCAGAAGAACAUUUGAGUGGCUCCACACAUACUGACAACAGUCAGACUCCAGAGAUUAAUGAAAGGGUUCCUGAGCAGGGAGAUGGAACUGUUUCUCAAAACUCUGCAGUUGACCAAUCAGAAGAGAAACACUUAAGUGACAGAACUAAUGAAAGCAGUCAGACUCUAGAGAAUAAUGAAGGGGUUCUUGAGCAGGAAGAUAGAACCGUUUAUCAAAACUCUGAAGCUGACCAAUCAGAGCAAGUGGACACUAUCAGAAAUACUGAAAACAGACAAACUCCAGAGAGUAAGGAAAGAGUUCCUGAACAGGAAGACGGAACUGUUUCUCAAGACUCUGUAGUUGACCAAUCAGAAGAUCCAGUGGACACUAAAACUACUGAAAACAGUCAAACUCCAGAGGGUAUGGAAAAAGUUCCUGACCAGGACGAUGGAACUGUUUCUCAAAACUCUGUAGUUAACCACUCAGAAAAACAAGUGGAUGCCAGCACAAGUGAAAACAGUCGAACUUCAGAGAGUAAGGAAAGAGUUCCUGACCAGGAAGAUGGAACUGUUUCUCAAAACCCUGCGGUUGACCAAUCAGAGGAAAGAGAGGAAUUGGGUGACACCACACACACUGAAAACAGCCAAGCAGUUAUAGAGGAAGAGUUAUGUUUGGACCAUUCUGUGGGUGGUGUUUCAUCUACCUCAAAUGUAACUGAUACAGUAGGCAUUUCAGUGUCGCUUGAAGAGCAGUCAAAUGUUGAACUUGGAAGUGAGCGCAGCUCUAAGCCAGCGGUGGUGGACACAGGUUCUGCGGAUAUAGAAUUGACUGAGGCACAAGACAUGCAGGAAACAGAAGCUGAAGGAUGUGAGGAUGCACACAUCAGUGCUUUUCAGAAAGAAAAAGAUGUCCCGUUGGAAGAUCAGGUGGACUGUCAAACCCUCACUUGCCGUUAUGUAAACAAAGAUAAUGCAGUUUCUGUGAUUCACAGAGAGAGGGACUCUUUCUGUCUUGACAGCUCCCAAGCCUCAACACACAGCAGAGCUUUAGAAAAACGACACAGCUCAGAGUCCACAGAGAGUCCGCGGUCACAGGCCCGGCACAGCACAGGCAGCACCACUCUGAGGGACUCCGGCAGUGAUACAGAUGGCUUCAUCAGCACAGACACGGGAGAGGACAACGUCUUCAGGAAGGCAGAGGAAACGCUAGGCCCUGGCGACAGCACCAGCGAGGCAUCCAUCUCCUGCUCCUCCACGGACGACACUGCUAGCCUGGGCCACCCUAGCUCCUCUGCAGACAGCUCCGAGGAAGUGCGGCGUGGGGGAGGAGGAGGAGGAGGAAGUACAGGGGUAGGUGCAGGAGGAGAGACAGAAGAGGAAGCGAAAGAUCGACUAACGGAGGUUCCCCUGCGCUCCUCUCUCUUCCGCACCUCUGUCCGCUCUCUCUCUCCUUUCCGUCGCCACAGCUGGGGGCCAGGCAAAAACCAAGGAGGAGAAGCAGACAUGAAUCAGCGCAGCUCUGUACGAAGUACUGGGGUCCAAAAGCCUGUCUUUCACAGAAGAAGUCUUAGCUGGUGUCCCACUCAGCCCCUCUUCAGUUCUGACCUGGAUGAGAUUAGUCAGCUCUUCAGUUAUAGCCUGGAGGGUCUGGCUGCAGAGCAGGAUGAUGGAAAAGGAUGGCAGCCGCAGGGGGGAGGUCCCUCUCAUGGCCAGAGGGGGGUCCACCGGCAGCAGAGUGAGGACAGGGGAUCACAGGUGUCCCUCACUGAGGAGGGUCUGGAGUCCGACCUGGGAGACCACAAAAGUCUGGAUAGUCAGAAAUCAAGGAAAUAUCGUCCACUGAGACGCAGCUGUCCAUCCAUGACCCUCCCCCUCCGGCAAUCCGUAUCCAUGCUGUCCAUCAGCCAGAGGGACAUAGAUGGUAUGAGAUCAUAUUCUAGCACUUCCAGUUCUCUAGGAUACAGUAUUACAGAAGAAGAGCCUGGCCCUUUAAGAGGGGAUUUUGAAGGAAAGAGUGGGACCAAAAUGAGCCGCACCUUUAGUUAUCUGAAGAGUAAAAUGUACAAGAAAACCAGGGAAAAAGACAAAGAGAAGAACCGGGAAAAAGACAGAGAAGUCAAGGAGAAGGAGAAGAAAGCAGUGAACGGGCAUCUGUUCAGCUCUGUGACUUCUGUCCAUACAGCUUUGUGUCAGCACUGCAACAAAGCCCUAAAUGCUAAAGAUGCUGUCAGCUGUACAAGUUGCAGUGUCUGUGUUCACAAGAGCUGCAGAGACAACAUCCCUGCGUGUACCAAGGGAAAGCAGUUUCUCAUGCCAGAGUCGACCACCAUGCCUGGAGUCACUUUAAGAGCAAAAACGUCUGCGCCACGGGAGAGGCCCUGGUCAGCCAUCUUGUCUCCAGAUGACCACUCUUUAGUGAUCACCCCCCGGAGACACACGAGCAUCAUGCCUUUCAACAGUAGCAACCUCUCCAAAAGCAUGUCAAUCAGCAACAUUGCUGUAUUUGAUGAGAUGUCCAUAAAGGGCCUGAGAUAUCUGUCCCAGUCCACCGACUCUUUGCACAAAGCCAACAAGGUCAACGAGUCCACUGAGUCUCUGAUAGAUGAAGGAACAGAGAUGAUUGAUGGGCAGCUGAUGGGAGAGUAUGAGGCAGAUGCUAAAGGGCUAGAGGCCGACUCCUGGAGCUUCACUAUGGACAAGAAAUACCUGAAACAACUAAAGAAGGAUGUCAUUAAGAGACAGGAUGUCAUUUAUGAGCUGAUCCAAACGGAAAUGCACCAUGUGCGGACGUUGCGGAUAAUGGCGGAUGUGUACGGUAAGGGCUUGUUGAAGGAGGUGCAGUUGGAGCCCCAGACGGUAGAAAAGGUGUUCCCCAUGCUUGACGACCUGCUGGAACUUCACACAGUCUUCUUCAGCAGCCUGCUGGAAAGGAAGAAGGAGGCCAAGCAGGAGAAUACCGACGGUGGCUUUGUUAUCAACAGGAUAGGGGAUGUUCUCGUGAACCAGUUCUCAGGGUCCAGAGCUGAAAGCAUGAAGAAAGUUUACGGCAAGUUCUGCAGUCGGCACAACGAAGCGGUUAACUUCUACAAGGAGCUACAUGCCAAAGACAAGCGCUUCCAGGCUUUUAUCAAAAAAAAGAUGAGCAGCAACAUUGUCCGGCGGCUGGGUAUCCCAGAAUGCAUAUUAUUAGUCACGCAGAGAAUAACAAAGUACCCAGUCCUGAUGCAGAGGAUUCUACAGCACACUAAAGCAGAGAACGAAGAGGACUAUGAGGACCUGAGCCAAGCUCUGCAACUCGUCAAAGAGGUAAUAGUUGCCGUGGACAGUAAAGUGAAUGAGCAUGAAAAGAAGAGGAGACUGAAGGAGAUCUAUAACCGAACAGAUGGCAAGUCCAUUAUGCGCAUGAAGAGUGGUCAGAUGUUUGCUCGAGAGGACCUCAUACGAGGCAGAAAGCUCCUGCACGACGGCCCACUGCAGUUGAAAAGCACUGCAGGCAGGCUAAAGGAUGUUCAAGCGCUACUUCUCUCUGAUGUCUUGGUUUUCUUGCAAGAGAAGGACCAAAAAUACGUGUUCGCCUCUCUGGACCAGCGUGCCACUGUGAUCUCCCUGCAGAAGCUGAUAGUGAGGGAGGUGGCCAACGAGGACCGCGGCCUCUUCCUCAUCACAGCGGGCAUCGAGCGGCCCGAGAUGGUGGAAGUUCACGCCAGUUCCCGAGAGGAGCGAAACACCUGGAUGCAGCUCAUCCAGGACGCCAUGCACUCGAUAGAAAAGGAUGAUGAUGAAGGUAUCCCUAGUGAGACAGAGGAGGAUAAAAAGCUGCUGGAGUCCAAAGCAAAAGAGAUGAGAGACAUGCUCCGGAGGAAAGAUGAUCAGAUCCUGGCUCUGCUGCAGGAGAAGAUUAAGCUGUUCCAUGACAUGUGUGAAUGUACCUCCCCUGAUGAGAAGAUGCUGUUCAGGGCCUGUAAUGAUGACGUGCCCAGAGGAGAGCCCAUCAUGAAGGAGGCCAUUAAAGAAGUGGAGAUGUUGCAGACGCUGGUCAACAGCAGCCUGGGAGGGGCCGUGGGCCAGCAGGUGGUCAGCGCUCCUGGCAGCACGGUGUCUGUGUGUUUACCUCGCAGAGCUGAAACCUUCGGAGGCUUCGACAGCCACCAGAUGAACAUCUCCAAGCACGGAGAUAAAGAAGAAGGUGAAGACCUGAGGAGGACAGAGUCUGAUGGUGUUCUGAAGAAGGGGGGAAACACCAACCUGCUGCUGCUGCUGAAGAGGAACAGUGAGCAGGUCCUGAGCAGUGUUACUCACCUCCAUGAUCUCCUCAGCUCACUGCAGGCUGUGGUGGUCCAGCAGGACACCUUUGUCGAGGACCAGCGGCAGUCCUUAAGUGAGCGGCCCUCUUCUCGCCCGUCCUCGCGGCCGCCCUCUCUGGUGGAGCAGGAGAAGCAGCGCAGUCUGGAGCGUCACAGACAGGAGGCUGCUGCACUGCAGCGCCAACAGGCCGCACACGCCGAGGAGAGGAAGCGCAGAGAGAGAGAGUGGGAUGCUCGGGAGAAAGAGCUGGUGGACCGGGAGUCAAUACUCAACUCCAAAGAAGAUGAGGUGCAGAGGAGGCGUAGGGAGCUGGAGGAGGCACGGAGGGAGCUGCAGGGGAGAAAAGAGGAUUAUCAAAAAGACCUGGAGAGGCUGAGAGACUCUCAGAGGAAGCUGGAGAGAGAGAAGGAGCAGAUGCAGAGGGAGAUGGAGAAUAUCAGGGAGACAGAGAAGCGCGUGAACAGGACCCCCUCCAGCACCUCGGAGGAUUCGCUGAACAUCCAAAGCAGCAGCUCAGUGGAGCGGGACCUGGGGGAGGCUGAGCUGUCGGCCAGCCCCAGGAAAAACUCCCUCUCCAGGAUGGACUCCAAACACAAGGGUCGCAACCUCAACCCCUUCUCCCUGGGGCCCAAAGCCAUGAGCACAGACGGACAUAAGCAGGUCCAGAACCGACUGCUCCAGCUGACCAAAACCAAGGACAAAAAGGACAAAAAGAAGAAGAAAAGCAAGAGCAAGCCCUCUCAGGAAGCAGAAUCCCAUCUGCUGCCACUGACAGAGCCUCCGCUGGAUGGAGAGAUUUUCUUCUGCUGACUUGGCCUUCAUUUUCAAUCAGCCCACAAUUCCCUUUUUCUCUAAGCUAUCUGCACCAGCUGAAUGUAACUCUACGCAGGAUGCCUGCCAAAGUGCCCCCGCCGUGUCCCUGGCACAUAGUGCCACGCUAAUUAGGGUGAAUUUGCCCUGAAACCUUUCCAUGUCCGGCAUACGCGUGCGUAUAUGUGGGACAUUUUUGUAUGUGCAAUUCACAGAGUGACAGUCACUUUCGAAUGUUACCAACUCAAAUGGACUUCACAAAUCUGACCUCAGUUCACUCUAUUUACUUGCCCCUAAAAUCUAUAGUCAUCCCAGAUGACAAAAUAUAGGAAAGAUUUUUGGAGUGUCUUCCCUUUUAUUAAAAGAAAAAAUGAAUAGUCUGUCUGUAUCAGAAUAAUAGUAGUUGACUAGAAGGCCAUUCUCUUUUGAUUAGACAGCUGUCUGAGAACACCUUCCUUCUAAGAGAGCUUUGACUUUUGUUUUAAACCCACCAAGCACUUUACACAAUACAGCCAGUAUGAUCACGGUCACCAAAAUGACAGUCGCUGCAGACUUCAUGGAGCCAAGCAAGUCUAUUAGGGAGAUUUUUUAAAUUUCUCCACAAGUCAGUCACUAAGAUGAGACUUUGGUAUGAAAUGGAGCAUAGUAACUCUUCUUCACAGUGGUGGUGAUAGGAACCAGGGGUCACGGAGUGUAUAACACAGAUAUAGUCAUUUUUCACCGAAGAUAACCAGUGCAUGUACAAGUGUCAGGAGUUAAUGUAAUGUUGAUGACAGUAAAAUCCAUCCAUCCAUCCAUCCAUUCAUUUUCUAAGCCGCUUCUCCGUCAGGGUUGUGGGGGGGAUGCUGGAGCCUAUCCCAGCGGUCAUCGGGCAGAAGGCAGGAAAAUCAAAAUGUCAAAAAUCUAAAAUUAGCUUUCUUUGGGUACUUGACCUCACAAGACUUUGUAUGUAUUGAAUUGUAAAAUCAAUUCAUGUAAUGCCAUGAAUUGAUUUGAAAAAAGAUGUUUUAAAGCGAAACUUACUCAAAACUAUAGUAAAACAGUGUCAGCUCUCUGUGAGGGAGAAUUCAUCACCACCACUGUGAACAAUUCUGAAUAUUCUCUAGAACGGAUCAUUUCGCAUAAAGUCACAUCUUAACCAUUUUAAAAAUAGUGGGAUUUCCUUUUAAAUAUUGGUGCCACCCCAUGUUACACUGUAUGAAGAAUUCAUAACAGUGUGUAGUUCCAAAUACAGUGGAGGAAAUGCUCGUAAUCUUGUCAUAAUUCUAACAAAAAAAAUCACAAAUGCUAAAAAACUAAAUACAAUAGGAGUCGUAAAAGGUGAAUUACCUGCUGGACAGGUACCAUCUGCACAUGAAAAUGCAGCACCCAUGGAAUACUGUAUCAGCUCUGUGCACUUAUCGUUUUAGCACAGAUGCACCUAAACAUAUAGUUCUGCACCUUAAAGCCAGAAUAACCCCCAGGCAACUUUUAUUUACCCCGUGUACUUUGCUCAAAGUGUCUGUGUAUUUCAUCAUGCACCAAAAUGUACACCCUGCUAGAUUUCAGUGGAAGAGGUUUCAAAGGAAUGUUUCUAUUUACGCUGAGAUGCUCCACAGGCCAGUUUGUUUUUGUAGUGGUUGAUUUGUUUUUCCCAUGAAGGAAAUGUAUGCUUUGUAAUCGAGUAUAUGACCUAAUAUUGAUAUCAAAACCACACUUGAGCUGUUAUCUUAUUCGGAUUGCAUUAGCUUGCACUGAGUAGACUCUACCAGCAGGGGGCGACAGAUUCUAUUUUUAAUUUCUUUUGAUUCCAGCAUUUCAGGUAUUUUUUUUAAUGCCCCAUUUGAAUUUCACCCCUGCAGGCUAGAGCUGAGUGGCAGUGCAGGCAGUACACAGUGAUGAGAUAUGAUGGUCCUUGUGUGCAAAAAGGGAAUCACAUUUUUUGUAGUGCAUAGUUUUAUGGAGAUGAUUCCUCUAUGGCCUUACGAAAUUCAGGACGUGCAGUUUCACAGGCUACCCCUUUUAUUUCCAUAAGAACAAGCAGGGAAUUGUCAAUUAGUGUAUUUUUAAAUUGUUUAUAAAAGUACAGUUGCGUAGCCUUAAACGAAUGAUGAAAUGCACUAAAGUCAAACCCAGCAUUUUCUCAGGAGCGCAGGUUUCAAACCUUUUGUUUAAAAAAAAGUAAGAAAUACUUCUACUGUACUUCAAGGUACAGUAUUGUUUUCUUGCUAAAUUAUGUAAAAAAGGGCAAAAGUAAUAUUGUGUAAAUAAUUUGUGAAAGAUGUUAACUGUAUAAGAAUGGAACAUGUGUUUGUUUAAGUUGUGGUUAAUUUCACUAUUUUGUAAGAAGUCUAUUUAUCUGUGAUCCCUUAUUUGGAGGCAGAAAUGUAAUGACCUCAAAAUAAUAAAUCUAUAACAUGUUUAAAUGUU